Alternaria postmessia is the source of this 3057-nucleotide messenger RNA. RefSeq lists its product as uncharacterized. The record is from RefSeq and is a predicted model, not a curated record. Gene Ontology annotation, molecular function: beta-tubulin binding; GTPase activator activity. The coding region runs from base 1 to 3057 and encodes 1018 amino acids. The transcript is spliced from 5 exons. NCBI's taxonomy places the organism in Eukaryota, Fungi, Ascomycota, Dothideomycetes, Pleosporales, Pleosporaceae. Gene Ontology annotation, biological process: tubulin complex assembly; post-chaperonin tubulin folding pathway; microtubule cytoskeleton organization.
AUGAGUGCCGGAGAGGACGACGACCUGAAAUUGCAGCGAGCUUCUGCAUCGCUCCUUUCAGACUUCGAGAGGCUACUGCCACGACUGCUGCGAAAACGACAGCAUGGCGCGACCCUCGGUCCCCUCCGUCAACAUGUCAGAGCAACUGAUAUGCACAAAGCAUGCAGCUUGGUCGAGCCAUUUCAGGAGGAUCCACAGAUCCUAGACACCCAUCUGAAAACCUUCAUUCCUCCCCUAGUUGCUGCCUAUCUGGAAGCGAUAUCAGUGAGCGCCAAAGAAGAGCCAUCACAAGGCUUUAUCACUCUUCCGCAUGCCAUAUGCUCUGUAUUGAAUACCUUUUGUAAGGUUCGAGGCGAGAAGGUCAUCAAAGGAUUCUUCAACAACGAGCCGCGUUAUCUCGAACCAAUUUUGAGGGAGUUGGAGGCCAGCGAGGAUCCCAGGUCCGAGAACGAUGAUUCCAUACAGCCUUUAGCGGUUCAGCCAUGGAUACAGCGCUAUGUGCUCCUGUUGUGGCUCUCACAGCUACUCUUAGCGCCCUUUCCCUUAGAGUCUAUGUCUGGGCUGCAAGUUUCUGCAGAAGCGCCAGUAGCUGUUGGGCUGAGGCUGCCGGCAGAAUUGCCUGGCGUGACUCUCCGAGUGCUCUCGGUAUGUAUGUCAGGCCUUCGAUCUCCUACAAAGGAGAGGGCUGCCGCUGCAAGUCUUUUAGUGAGAACGUGUGUGCGACCAGACAUGCAAAAGCUAGGUUUACUGGAUGCCAUGGUGCAAUGGUCGCUAUCCUUUUUCACGGAUAUUAACGGCGAGAGAACCGAUAUACACCAGUGUCUUGGUGUACUGUCGUUCUUAUCCGGUCUUCUAGCAUCCGCUACAAAUGAGGAACUAGGCCCUUUCCUCGCUGCCAUCUAUCUGUCAUGCAGAAAGAUCCUGGACCAAGAAAGUCUUGCAUUUGUUAGAUCGUCAGCUGUUGCGCGCAAACUAGUCGUGAAGAGUUUGCGUAACACUGUGCUACAUUGCCUCCAAGCAACGUCAGUCCUUCCUGGGCUUGACUCAACAGUGGUAUUGGAAGAGGUCAUCGAAUACCUUCUCGAAGCACUUGCAGAUGGCGAUACACCGGUCAGAUAUGGUGCCAGCAAAGCGCUUAGUAUCAUCACCCUUAAAUUGGAUGCAGACAUGGCCAGCGAAGUGGUUGAAGCGAUACUUUCCUCUCUCACAGAGAAUAUCUACUGGCAGGGCUCCAGACGGAAUCUGAAUGGUGUUAACCCACUUCGAUGGCACGGGUUGACCUUAACGCUAUCGCAAUUACUCUAUCGCAAAGCGAUCUCUACCAGCCAUUUGUCGGAAGUACUCAACGCCCUUCUGCUGUCCCUCGGAUUCGAGCAGCGUUCACCAACUGGAGGAUCUAUUGGUACCAAUGUACGUGAUGCGGCUUGCUUCGGUAUCUGGGCACUCUCUCGCCGCUACCCUACAGCCGACCUUCUGGCAGUGGAGACCGCUUCAAUCAAAGCAUCUGAGCACCUCAAGUCGUUACACGUCCCUCAAGUGUUGGCCAUUGAGUUGGUUGUGGCUGCAUGUCUUGACCCAGCAGGUAAUAUCAGAAGAGGAUCAUCAGCUGCGCUUCAGGAACUCAUCGGUCGCCACCCCAACACGAUAGAAGAGGGCAUACCGCUCGUACAGAUCGUUGACUUCCAUGCUGUCGGGCUCCGUCAACGAGCAAUGUCUGAUGUGGCUAUCAAGGCGGGAGGGUUGCAUUCACUGUACUGGGAUGCUCUCUUCAGCGGUCUGCUAGAUUGGAGGGGAACUGGGUCGUUGGACUCUGACUCACGCCUCUUUGCAGCAGACGCUAUAGGCUCUCUAUCCAAGGCUCGGCCUCCUGUGGUGGUACAAGAGAUGUCGAUUCAAGUCCGCAAAAAGCUUGCGGCAUUGCGGCCUCGCGAGGUUGAAGAGCGCCAAGGAUUGGUAACUGCACUUGCGGCUCUCAUUGACACUGCAGGAUUGUCUCACGCCAAGAGAGCACAUGAGAACUCACAUGCGCCCUUGAUGGAGCUCUGGACAUUGUUCGCCAGCGAAUUAAAGCUCGAAGACAAAGCAUUCACAUCACCAGCGCUACGGCCUCAGUUCACAGCAUCAUCACUUGCUUCAGAUGUACAAGAUCAGAUUGCAAGCGCCUUGCACAUUGCAUUGAAUGACUAUACCAUCACCGAGCGGGGAGAUGUCGGGUCACUUGUUCGACUUGAGGCCUUGAAAACUGGCCAAUUGGCUUGGACAUGUGAUUUACUCACCGGAAGACGCAACGAGCGCGAGUACGACAUCUUUGCCGACGUAACUCGGUUAUCUCUGGAGAAGCUGGACAAAAUGCGCAUGAUCGCCUAUCAAGUUCUUCAGCAAAGAGAAAAUAACAAUGAGGUCAUACACAAUGUCUCUUCCAAGGCUUACUUCCUGAGCGCACUAGGUGUAUUAGCGAUAGACCCCUCGAUCAGGGACGCCAUCUGUGUUGGAUUUGUGAGUUCUGCGGGCAUGGGCUCUGAGUCUGUUGUGCAGAAUUCGCGGGCAGCUUUGCUGGAUUUUGUUGCCAUACUUCCAAACGAAGACUUAUCGGACGAUCCGCGGUUUACCUUGGCCGACUUUGCAAACUGCUUUCUGACGCUCCUCAAGGAAAACAUCACCAAUGAUAGGGUUUUGCUUCCACUACUAGAGGUGAUAUCCUUCUUGUUCGACAUGCAGGUUAUGCAGCGUCUGCAGUCGACGCCUUUCAACUUCCGAGUUCUCCUUUCCUAUACUCAAAAGGCCCACUUCAAGUCUACGCACAUGCAAAAGCUUCAUCUCGCAUUGGACGUGUAUCGUGGCUUGGGAGACAUAACACUGACAAGGACCGACACUCUCUCCAAGGUCGUGAGCAUGCUUUUACAUCCGUUCCCAAAGGUACGAAUUGCAGCCGCCGAGACGCUCUGGUACUUGACGCAUGAGGGAGGAUUGAAGCGCCAUGAUUGGAGUCUACCAUCAAAGAGCUUAAAGCCUGCCGUAGACGAGAUCGAGACAAUCUUGACUACAGUUCAGGUCUAA